UUGUUGAAAUAGCUUUAAAGAGAGUGAUUUCACGAGUAGCAAGAAUGAGCGAGAUUCAGGAACCUGAAAAUGACAAAGUGGAACCAAACGUUGUUUUAGAAGCUCAAGAAGUCGAAGAAAAUGAAAUAGAAAAAUUGAAAGAAGAUACUAUAGGAGAUACUCUGUACAGUGGCAAAUGGAUAAUCAGUAUUUUACUUUCAAUAUCAAAGGUUCAGGAAGAUGGAUGGAAUGAGAAACUGCAAAGUGACUUGUGCACCUUAUGGGAUAUGACUACAGAAAAAGAUAUUGUUCAAUUUCUGGUGGAUGUUGAUUUCCUUAAAGUUGCAGAGUUUGCUUUAAAUUCAUCUGAAGAACCAAGAUUAACGGAAAUAAUUUUGGGAAUAAUUGGAAACAUGACUUGUGAAUCAUCAGUUUUGGAUUUAUUGGGAGCAAAAGAAGAACUCCUUGAAACAAUUCUUCGUCAUCUUUCUUCUGAAGACUCUGCUACAUUGGUACAAAUUCUUCGACUGUUGCGUUCUGCACUUUGGAAUAUUCAAACCAAUCCAGAAUCAAAGUGGAGAGUUAAUUUGAGAAACUCAACUUUUUUGAGGGAGGUAGUCCCUUUUAUUUUAAAAAGUUCCACAAAUGAGGAACUUUUGAUUGCAACGACGAGUUUUCUACGUUCUGCAGCAGAAAUUGAUCUUCCAUCCGGAAAAACAUUAUUGGAUGAAUUGUUCGAAUCAUCCAGUUUUCUACUAGGAAUGUUAGAAUCUUUUGAAGAAGUUCUUCCUGAAGAUGAAGCUCAUCUUCAUUCAGCCUCAACUUUAAAGUACCUUGAAGAUUGGUUAGAAUUGUUCUCUAAUCUCCGAAAGGGACAUCAAAUUCAUCAAGAAAUUUUGCAAGAAGACAAUUUAACUAGAACAGUAGAAAUUCCACGAAGAAUUUUAACAAGUUUUAUCGAUCCAUGGAAUCUUUAUCCUUUAGAUGAAACUAAAGCUUCUUGUGUUCAUAGAUGUGCCGAAAUGAUUCUUGAUUUUCGAUGGAAAGGAUUUUUGAGAGCAGAUUCUACAGUUGAUAUAGAUGCAAUAGUUUUAAAAAUUAUAGUCAGCAUUAACACAGCAAUGAAAGAUGAAGAUGAAGAUUCCGAAGAAACAAUGGAAGAGCUAUUAAAAUAUCUGGAAGGAUAUUGGGUUGAAGUAUCGAAGAUUUCUACAACAGAUGAGAUUAUAAAGAUUUUAAAAACAAACGAAAAGACUGUUAUCGAUCAUGCAAUAAAUUUGUUAAAAUCAAAAAUUCCUUCAGAAAAAAUUAACGGUAUAAUGGAUGGAUUACCAAAGGAGUAA
Molecule: messenger RNA, 1322 nt
Organism: Habropoda laboriosa
Lineage: Eukaryota; Metazoa; Arthropoda; Insecta; Hymenoptera; Apidae
Product: protein saal1
Exons: 6
Coding region: 45-1322 (425 amino acids)
Source: RefSeq, a predicted model, not a curated record